UCAUAAUAGCCCUGUUGGUAUGUUGAGCACUGGUCAGGACAGUGAUUUAGUGAGGAAGUAGUUUCUCUACUGAUUUGUUGUUCGUGAGUGUACAAGUGAACUAGUUUGAUUCUUCGUUAUACUGAUUGGAGUGACUCUCUGAAGAGGAGGUGAAUUUGAAGAGGUGAUUUGUUGUUCGUGAGUGUACAAGUGAACUAGUUUGAUUCUUCGUUAUACUGAUUGGAGUCACUCUCUGAAGAGGAGGUGAAUUUGAAGAGGUGAUUUGUUGUUCGUGAGUGUACAAGUGAACUAGUUUGAUUCUUCGUUAUACUGAUUGGAGUCACUCUCUGAAGAGGUGAACCAUGAAGCAGAAACGAAAAAGGAAGCAUCUAGAAAGGACAAGUUCCCCCCAAACUGUCAAGAGGUCAAAAGACAAUACUCUGGUCCCUGAGGCAAAAGGUGAAUCCUCUGAAUCAGAAUACUUCUCCUGCUAUUCCUCCUUGAGUCAUCUGUCUUCUGCAGGAAUCUCAAAAUCAAGCAAAUUUGAUCCACCACCUGGCCACUGUUUGGAAGACAAUACUCUGGUUCCUGAGGCAAAAGGUGAAUCCUCUGAAUCAGAAUACUUCUCCUGCUAUUCCUCCUUCAGUCUUCUGUCUUCUGCAGGAAUCUCAAAAUCAAGCAAAUUUGAUCCACCAACUGGACCCUCUUUGGAAGACAAUACUCUGAUAUGUGAGGCUAAAGGUGAAUCCUUUGAAUCAAAAUACUUCGGCUAUUCCUUCUUGAGUCAUCUGUUUUCUGCAGGAAUCUCAAAAUCAAGCAAAUUUGAUCCACCAACUGGACCCUCUUUGGAAGACAAUACUCUGGUCCAUGAGGCUAAAGGUGAAUCAUCUGAAUCAAAAUACUUCUGCUAUUCCUCCUUGAGUCAUCUAUUUUCUGCAGGAAUCUCAAAAUCAAGCAAAUUUGAUCCACCACCUGGCCCCUCUUUGGAAGACAAUACUCUGGUCCCUGAGGCUAAAGGUGAAUCCUCUGAAUCAGAAUACUUCUCCUGCUAUUCCUCCUUGAGUCGUCUGUCUUCUGCAGGAAUCUCAAAAUCAAGCAAAUUUGAUCCACCACCUGGCCACUCUUUGGAAGACAAUACUCUGGUCCCUGUGGCAAAAGGUGAAUCCUCUGAAUCAGAAUACUUCUCCUGCUAUUCCUCCUUGAGUCAUCUGUCUUCUGCAGAAAUCUUAAAGAAGCAAAAGGAUACUCCACAGCCUGGUGAGAGUACCUCACAGGAAGAACACAGUGCCGUUGUCUCAAGUGACCUCCCCUGUGCCUCUGACAAUAAGAAUACGGAAGUCUUAAACACAGAUGAAGACAUUCUACUUUCUGGACCCUCUGGGUUGGCCCAAGGCCACAGCCAGAGGGCAGAAGUUUCAGACUCAGAAUAUAUUUCCCGUAUCUCUCCUGCAGACAAGCUCUUUGACAGAGGUAAUAUGGUGGGAGUGGAGGGGCUGGGGGGAAAUCAGGCAGAGAG
Messenger RNA from Canis lupus familiaris (dog), 1495 nucleotides. RefSeq lists its product as uncharacterized. The transcript has 9 exons. The record is from RefSeq and is a predicted model, not a curated record. NCBI's taxonomy places the organism in Eukaryota, Metazoa, Chordata, Mammalia, Carnivora, Canidae. The annotation marks the transcript as partial.